Molecule: messenger RNA, 4850 nt
Organism: Phalacrocorax carbo (great cormorant)
Lineage: Eukaryota; Metazoa; Chordata; Aves; Suliformes; Phalacrocoracidae
Source: RefSeq, a predicted model, not a curated record
AGGACUGAGAAGGGCGAGAGGAAAAGGUCAGUGACGCAAGCCCGAUGCGAUGGCUCUCAGCUGAGCUGCUCUGCUGUUUGUCCGUGGUGCGCUAUUUCUGCUCAGCAACAAUUCACACAUCUGGGGACCACAACUCCUUCCACCACCCACGCUCUUCCUCCCCCCUCAUGGGGGAUGAAGCAGGGGAGGGGGGAAGGAGGGACAGCUACUGCACCAGGCUGCCAGCAUAAUUUCCAAGACUGAUGGGAAAAAAAAAACCCGAGCAGUCCUUUUCAACAGCCACCUUCGCUCUGGGCACUGAGCAUCGCCAAUGAAGGAACCUGCUGCCCACCAAGGAGAUUGACUCCUGUCCUUGGUUUCAAAGUGAUUUGUGCAUGUGUGCAGACCCUGAGAGUGAUAUGAGUGGUCUGUCUGGGCAUCUGAAAGUGGAAGCUAUGGGUCUCUUGCCAGUGUCCCAAGAGGACAGGUCCUUCUCUCUCUCUUUUUUGCUUCCCAGCAAUAGUUACAAACUGGUCCCAGUAUAUGUCAGCACUGCAAGCUAACACCUGAUCCCUCCACCCUUGUUUCUGCACCUAUUGCUUUACCAGCAGGAAGUAGGACGUGGUUUGGGGCUUUUUAUUCUCGGCCUCGCUAGCCUUUUCGAUACUUCAGGGCCUCGUCUCAGUCUGACAAGGCAAGCAAGUGGCAGCUUCCUGUGCAAAGGUGAGAGGGAGAAGAUAGAGAGAGACCACGCGUGUACGAGAGGAACGGCUCUACAGCAGAACUGCUGGGCUGAAGACUCCUCUCUUACUCCAGCAGCACUGGCUGAUGGCUGGACAUGCACUGAACUAGGAUAUCCCUCUCCAUCACUCUCCAUUUUCCCCCUCCCCAUUCCCAUCACUGUUUGACGUCCAGCCCCUGCUUCCAACCAACCCUGCGACCUGGUCCCCGGGGACUCCUUUCGUCUGGACCGCCGGGUGCCUGGUGCUGGAAGUGUGUCACCAGUACAGAUGAAGCCCUCUUUGCUUCUUCUGUGUCACCUCUGGCUGUUCAGUGUCACGCCUCUCUUACUGGCAUCAGACUCGGCACAAGGUGCCUCCAGCCUAACUUGUUGGUAUGACUCACGGGCGGCUCUCUUCUGCGACUGGAACCCAGGCAGGGACCUGGUUGAAGCACCAUGCCAGCUGGAGAUUUUAUCAAGUUUAGGAUUUAGUGAAAGGGAUUCUCUCUUACUUGAACAAUCCAAGAAGUACUGUAAAUUACCCAAGGCAGAACACAUGACAGGACUGAGGAGAUGCAUCAAGACCUUCAACAAAAACAGUGAUGUUCAAUACUUCACCGCUGCAGACAGUCUUACCAUGUCUGUCCAUUGCCAGAUUGGAGAGAAUAGGUCUAUACCUGUGCAAAUAGAAAAUUUCAGGCCAUUUGCAAAUAUAAAACUGAGGCCACCAGGAAAUCUUCAGAUGGUUACCAAAACUGAAAACACCUACAACUUAACAUGGUGCCUGAAUGUUUCGUCUCAUUAUUUGAAAGGGGAACGGGAAUACCAAGUGCGGUAUCGAACCACAAGUCAGUCCUGGGAGGAGGCCAGAAACUUCACCAUUGUGCAGGACCAGAUGUGGGCAGUGUUUGAAAGACUCUCCCCUGACUUGAAAUAUGAGGCAGCUGUCCGUGCAAGGCCAAGUCCCUCAAGUGUCUACAAAGGCGUGUGGAGCGACUGGAGUGAGACAAUAUUGUGGAGGACACAUGCUGACCAAACAUCGCGGCCAGUCUUGCCAGCUGUUAUAGUGAGCAGUUGCAUCUUUGUGAUCAUUGGGACUGCCUUCCUUAUUAACUUACGGACCCUGAAAUGGUUUAAGAAGAUCCUGAAGAUUCACAUCCCAGACCCCGAGAAGUUCUUUCCCCCACUUGUUUCAGUUCAUGGAGGUGACAUUCAGAAAUGGCUCUCCUCCCCGUUCUCCACAUCUUCCUACUGUGUGAACAGCACAGCCCCAGAGAUCUCCAUGCUUGAGGUGAUGCAGAAGAAUGACCAGGAUUCCCAGUUUCUACUUUGCAAGGGAACCCCGACUCCUGAUCCUCCCUUAGAAACCAGUGGGCACUCUGUAUCCAGCUGCUUCACCAACCAAGGCUACUUCUUCUUUCACCUUCCCAACUCCUUUGAGAUUGAGCCCUGUCAGGUCUACUUCACCUAUGAGCCUUUCACCCAGGAGGGCAGUGGCAGCGAGGAUGGUGAGUCUUACCAUGCUCUUCCCUCCCCAGACCUCUGCACACUGACAGAGGACAUGCCUGUGUUGUCCCACAACUUCCUUCAUUGUAUCAAGGCAACCUGGGGCUUUCAAAACAACUCCUUCAUGGAAGAGACAGAAGAUGAAGCCCAGCGGGCCAUGGCUAUUUCUGGGGCUCUCCAGUCAAGUGAAGGUACUUUACCAACACCAGUUCUGAAGCAGGAUGAGAAGGUGAUGGACAAAGCCCUAUGCCAGCUGUACACUCACUUUCCUGAUCCACCGGACCUUCAUGACAGUGAUACUAUUGAUGUAAUGGAGGGGAGUGGGAAGGCAGGCCCUCCGAUUGACACCUGUACACCAGCAGCACAUGCUGCCUCUUCUUUCUGUCAGCCUCCACCUCUAAGGCAAACUGAGGAUGAGGAUCCAUGCAGAACAGUCUUCUCCAGCCAGGUCCCAAACACUGGUGCCUACCUUUCUCUGAAGGACCUCCAAAGCCAGUACAGCCAUUGCUCUGUCUAGGAUCUGCCUGGAGGAAACCCAUAGGUGGGAAAGUCCUCUGCAGGGAAGGCUAGACAGACAGUUUUUCUAUUCAGGACAUGAAUGUGUCUUCAGCAUCAAACCCAUUGUGAAUGUUCCUUAAUGAGGCUGAAGAACACAGUUACUCUAGAGGGCUGCAAAACCAGAAAAGGGAUAGGAUGGACAAGGUGUAAAUUUAUGGAUGGCUACAUGGGUAGCCCUAGUUCCCAAGGUAAAGUGUUAGUGAAACAGACUGCUGGAAAUGAGAGGACAUUUUGCAUGGAUAACCGGGCUACAGGACAGUAAAGCAACACAUGGAGAAUGAUAAAGGUACAUUAAAACUGUUCAGUGGCUACUCAGCUAAUGGAAACAUAGAAGCCUGAUUCUUAGGCAUGCAGGUCAACAAGGACUCACCUUCAUAACUAGACCUGUUUCUCUGCUAUCACUGGAUCUCAUGGCAUAGAAACCCCUUACCACACUGCUCAAGUGCCAUCCUGAACCUCACCAGCUUGAUUUUUCUUUCCCAGCUCCCUGUAGGAGGCUAUGCCAGUAAUUCCAUGCUUUGCAUCUUGGUGUAAAAUAGCACUCAGCUUUGAGGCUGAGCAGGCACAUGGUCCAUUUGCCUCAUCCCAGCCUAAAAACCUCUGACAGGAGGGAGAAAUGCCUGAAGAGGUGGAUAUGAGAUGUUGUACAGGGGACAGUAGCACUGCCAGUCAGUGCUGGGGCCAAUCAUGAAAUGGGUGAAGACAACUCCUCCUGACUGACCAAGGCUGUAAUUCUUUCUGUAAUGUCCCCACUUCAGGUUUUAACCAGAGAUUACAUUCUGAGCUACUCGGUUCAGCUUUAGACUCAAGUCUCUAAGAGCUACAACUGUGUCAGCUGUCUAAGCAGUGCAGUGUAAAAGAAAUCCCCAUUAUUGUGUUAAAAAUACUGGGGAAAUCCCCUCUCCCCCCCCGCUUCUUUCUCCCAGGUCUGAUGAUGGCAGUAAAAAGAAUGCACACAAUUUCCUAUUCUUGCUGCAAUAUUUUUCACGAAAUCGAAAGCCUCUCUGCCCUGCUGGCAAAAUAGAGUUAUUUGACUAUGAUAAGCUGAUUGCAGAAUAGUUCAUCCCACAUCCUGUAUUAGUGGAAAACAUCGCAACAGUGCUGCCCAUUCCUUCCAUUGCUCAAGGGAAACCAUUGCCUAAUUAGUGAAAAAGAUGUGGUCAAUGAGCCCAGAAAACUAAGUUACGAAUCAGCACCUUUACUGAAAAGAAAACCUCAAUCCACUCACAAAGAACGGAGAUAGCAAAGACUACAUUUUUUUUCGUUUUCCUCUGCAUUUGCUGAUCUGGGUUGAGAAAAAGCAUCACACCAUGGAAGAAAAAGCGGCAAGGCAAAGGAAGACAAGCUGUUCUUGUUACAUCCAUCCCUGCAUUCAACAUCUGUACUGUCUCUCCACUUUCUUGCCAUAUUUCUGGACUAUUCAGCAGUGGGAAAAUACCACCCUUGUGCUAAAGAUCUUUCUUCUAAGAGUUUUUAUAUCAAAAAGGUCAAGGAUAUCAAACUUCUUGGUACUGCUAUCACUCCUGUGAUUAUCACCCAGAACUAAUUCUUUCCUACCUCUUUUUCAUACAAGCACCAAGCUGCCCCUUUGUCCUGGUCCCACACUGUUACCUGACCCCACAUGGUGCAGCCUGAAUGUCAUUAUGAGUCCCAGCUACAGGGUCACCCACUGGCUUCAAUUUCACCUCAAAAUUGCUGCUCAAAAGAUUUGAGCCUGCCUGCAGCUGAGAGGCUGGGGGAGCUACACCUCUCCUCUCAUCAGCUCUUCACUAACUGCAUCAAGAUGAGGUACGCUCCGUUGUCUCCAGGAAACAGCAGGUGAAGAAGACCCCACAGCUUCCCUGUUAAGGAAGCAAAAGACUUGCCCAGCUGUUUGCUGUACUUUGAGAAUCUUCCCAGAUGGACUUCAGAAAGAGACACUGAAUCCCUUGCCACUGAUGAGAAAUUUGCUAUCUUACAUGGACCAAGAAUCCUAGUUGUAGUGAUGGUUAUCUUGUCCCAGUGUAGAUCUUCAUAAGCUUCUCAAUUAUUCUUGCUGCUAAGUGCAAAAGAAAAACUUUGCCUCUUUGUAAAUAAAAGAAACAUU